UCAUUUUUCUCCAAAUGGACAAUGUGAUUUUGUUGGCUAUAUACCUACAUUAUUUAGGACGUUUUCUUCUCCUUUUUUUUGUUGUCUUAGAAUGUUUAGGCGCUUUCCUUCUCUUUAGUUUACAUAAUACAAGUUCAACUCGGUCGAAUUGUAGUGCACAUAACGUCACGUGAAUUUGGGAAGGCUUCUCUCCUGUUUGGCAAUCCGCAUUCCUCCUCUCGCUAUCAGUCCUAAACACAACUCGGGUCACUCUCGGAGAGAACACACUGAAAACAGCCGACCGUACCCGGACUACUGAUAGGACAACGAAUUUUGCACAAAAGGAAUAGUUUAUCCCAAGCAUAAACUCUCAAACAACAGGAAAACUUUCCAUUAUUAUAUUGAGAACUCCAGGACACAGGCACCAUGACGAGGUUUUGCAGGCAAACGACGAGUCAAUAGAAAGGGGUUAUUGCAGUUCUCUGCGGGGUUGGGACCAGUCGGGUCGGACGAGACUCCAGCUCUGCAGUUAGAAAGAAAAGACGAGUGAUUGACACACCAUGGAGGGCGGGAACGAGGUAGAUCUGUCCAACAAUAACAUCACCCCUCUGUGGAAGCGGCGCUCAGCCAACCACACUGGCCCCAGCAAGCCAAAGGCCCGGCCCCUCAGCUACCAGAUAGACGGAGUCCACAUGACUGACUUCCCCGUAGAGGACAACAAGUGCAGCUUUACACUGAGCCAGCCUACAGAGAGACUGGUGGCUACGCCGGGAGGAGGGACGGUCAUUCUGAAGCACGUUCUCAACCAACCCACCAGGAAAACACGGGUGGUCAGAAGUAUAAGCAUUGGACAUCUGUCCAAAGGACGUUUCUCUCUAUCCAAGAUCAAAUCGGAGGAUGAUAAAUCGCCGUCAUUGAACAGUAAGGCGUACCACGGUGGGAGUGUUGGUAAUAUUGGUAAUGGGGAGAAGGUGUGGUCGGACAAGCGGCCGCAGGACGCCCAGAAUCGACUCUCCAGCCCGUUCACCCUCACCGCUCACCGGGACCAGAUAGUGUUUGGGACGAGCCCUUCACCGCCGGACCCUGCCUCCUCCAAACACCCCUCUCCCCAUGCCACCCCCAAUAACAACAACCAUAACCACCAACACCAUAACCAGACCUCCCCUUCUUCCUACCACCCCUUAAACCCCAGCCCCUCCACCCCUAGUCUCCACACCCCUACCCCAUCCCACAGCUCCACCUCCAGUAUCCACUCCCUCUCCUCCCUCACCUCUACCCCUUCUGAUCCCCCCACACCCUGCAGCCCCUCCCCUGCUGACAUGUCUGCCCCCUCUCCUUCCCCCACUCCCUCCCUCUCUCCUCCUCCCUCCAUUGUCCUCAGCACCCACAGUGCCGCUGCCCUGAAGAUGGGCACCCAGCAGCUGAUACCCAAAGGCCUGGCGUCCCUGAGCAAGGUCUCUCCUGCUGGGGUACAGAGCCAGGGCCUGGGGGUUUCGCUGGGCCUGGAUCCUACCAAGCGGGCCCUGCGAGCCCUCAGCAUGGUGGAGACUGGAACCUUCUUCUCCACGGGUGGAGGGACCGGGGGAAAGGGGACAGACCAGGAUGAGAGCCCUGCGACUCUGAAGAGAGGGUUGAGGUCUACCUCGUACAGGAAAGCAGUGGUGAGUGGCGUGGAAAUGGAAACACCAUCUGAAGACCUCAAGACCCAUCGUCUGUCCCAACCUACACUCAAAGGACUACAGGAGGUCAAGGAGAGACCUACCAGCCCUGGGAAGAAGAACAAGAGUCCUGAUAAGAAGCCAGGACUGAUCACACAGAGGACAUUUGACAGUGAAGAGGAGGUACUGUAUCAGAACUACCAGGAGAAAGCUCUUCACAAUGACUCUGAUGAGGACCAGUCCAGAGAGGCCAAACCUGACGACCGCAUCGUGUUGCAGUACAGACCCAUACGCACCUCCUGGAGCCAACUCAGUGUGGUAAAGAAGAGUGGAGUUUCUGAUAAGCUCAGCCAAGAGGAGCUUAAAAGACAAGAGGCUAUAUUUGAGUUGAUAUCAUCAGAACAUUCCUACCUCCACAGUCUGGAGAUUCUGAUCCGGAUGUUUAAGAACUCAGCGGAGCUCAGUGGCACCAUGACUAAGACCGAGCACCACCACCUCUUCUCCAACAUCACAGACGUGUGUGAGGCCAGCAAGAAGUUUUUUAAAGAGUUAGAGGACAAGCACCAGCAGAACAUUGUUAUAGAUGACAUCAGUGACAUAGUGUUCAGACACGCCCAGUCCAACUUUGACCCCUACAUCACCUACUGCUCCAAUGAGGUUUACCAGCAGAGGACCCUUCAGAGGCUAGUUAGUAGUAAGAAUCCAGUGUUUAAGGAGGCGUUGACUCGUAUUGAGGCCCACCCAGACUGCAGGAACCUCCCCAUGAUCUCCUUCCUAAUCCUGCCAAUGCAGAGAGUCACCCGCCUGCCUCUGCUGAUGGACGUCAUUUGUCAGAAGGCUCCUAAAGACUCUGCCCAGUAUGAGACCUGUAAGCAAGCCCUCCAAUCAGUCAGCAAGGUGGUGCGUAAGUGUAACGAAGGGGCCCGUACCAUGGAGAGAACAGAGAUGAUGUACACCAUCAACUCCCAACUGGAGUUUAAGAUCAAGCCCUUCCCACUGGUGUCGUCCUCUAGGUGGAUGGUGAAGCGAGGGGAGCUCAUAGCCUUCGUGGAGGAGAACGGUAUCUUCUCCAAGAGGACGUCACGGCAGCAGGUCUACUUCUUCCUCUUCAACGACGUCCUCAUCCUCACCAGGAAGAAGAGUGAGGACAGCUAUGCAGUGAUAGACUAUGCUCUGAGGGACCAUAUCUGGGUGGGACCCUGCCAGGCUGAGGAUGUCAACCUAUCACCCGUCAGAAGCACCGCUGGAAUGCUGACAUCACGGCAGCCCGGGGCCAGCCACAUCUUCCGCCUGCGUUUCCGUAGCAACCAUUCCGGAGACAAGGUGCCCAUGGUCCUGGGGGUGGAGCUAAUGAAUGAGCGUGCUCGCUGGAUCAGUGCUCUGGGUCAGAGCAGCAAUGACAAGAAGAACCAAGACCGAACAAAUGCCAUGCAGGUGGAGGUGACAAGGACGUACACAGCCAAGCAGCCUGAUGAGCUUUCACUGCAGGUGGCUGACGUGGUCCUGGUGUCACAGACUGUGGAGGAUGGCUGGUAUGAGGGCGAGCGACUCCGUGAUGGCGAGAGGGGUUGGUUCCUGUCAGAAUGUGCUGAACCAAUCACGUGCCAGGCCACUAUUGAGCGCAACAUGCAGAGGAUGGACCGCCUCCAGGGGCUGGAAACCAAUGUGUGAGCUGUAACUGCAGGCUCCACCCAUUUAAAUACACCAGCGACGGACCUCCACUGAAUACACCAAUAGAAAGGCUCCUUGGUCAACAGAGCAAGGUGUGAGCUCUUUCCGCCAGCGACUGAAUACACCAUAGAGCUGCCUUCAAGCACUAUCAACCAAUGAGAGUGCUGACUGCCACUAAAUGCACCAAUAGAAUCUCUCUGUGGUCAACAGACAAAUGUAUGUAUGCUGUUUGUAUGUCAGCUGACUGUGACCCUAUGACCUGUCAACAACACAUUGAUUCCUCCCACUGAUGGGAGACUGUCCAACCACUGCCGUGUGACUGCUUUUUGGCCCCGAAGGACAUCCCCCUUAGACACACACACAGGAUGUGCUGGGGUCAAAGUUGAAAACUGCCACAUACAGAGUGGACAGGUCACCUAUAAUAAGAGGUUGCAUUAAAACUAAUAGAACAUUUAUUCAUUUUAUGAACUAUUUCCUUCUGAAAGACUCCCCAGGAAUUUCCAGGAAUGAAGCUUACCUUCUGUACUGCAUAACUAACAUUUUAUAUUAGUAUAUUUUUUGUCAUGCUUUUUAAAGUGCCAGGUUGUCGUGAUGUGACACAGUUCAGUUUCACUUCUGCUCUGUGGUCAGGUUCUAGUGUGUGUUGACUGAUGGGCAAGAGGCUCAAUGUAGAAACACAAAUGGCACUGUACGUCAGACACUUGUGUGUGUGUGUGGGGCUAGGAGGCCUUUUGUAAUGUAACUGAACGUGACGACGGUCCAAAAUGGGUCCAGUUUCCAGACGUCCCUUUGUGGCUAGUAGAAGGCUGUGUGACUGCUGACGAGGCUGAAUGGAAGGAGCCAAAAUGGGUCCAGUUUCCAGACGUCCCUCUGGUUAGGUUACAGUACAGUGAGGCUGAAUGUUGUGAUGACCUACAAAGGAAAAAAAGAAACUCCCACAAUCAGGCGCUAAUCCCAACCCCUAGCCAUUUUAGAUACCUAACACUAUUGAACAGGUUUUAGCAAUAUGGACAUAGCUUCACCUGGCCCUCUGGUAAGGCUUGGUUGAAUUGAACCAUGUAUACAUAUGCAGUUCUUUCAGCUCUACACUGUUCCUAGGGUCUGGAAGUUGAUCUGUAAUUGGCCACUUUAUCUCCAUCUUUAAUGUCACCUUACAUAAAUAGAACCAUUUCCGUCCCGCAGACCUCCGUCAGUCCUGCCUCUGGGUGUGAUGAUGCCCUGGAGUGGCUUUUAGAAGGCCCAGUGAUAUCAGAGCUGGACGUUUAAAAAAAUAAAAUAAAAAAUACCCUCAUGAUUUCUGUGACGAGCAGCAAGAGAGAAAAUGAAAUGGUGUGACGCUCUCUGUUCUAAAACUGGGAAAGCCGGAGGAGGUUUUAACAUGAUUGUCCAGCGUGAUUCAUCUGCUAAGUGUGUAAUGUUGUCAUCGCUAAAGGAAACACAUAAUGGCCUGAUCAGCUUCCUGUUGUAACACCGUUCAUCAAACCAGACCACUACUCUCUAUCUGGUCUGACCCAGACAAAAAGCUUUGUGUUUGCACUCAGGGGGAAAAGCUGUGAUACAAUACGCAUUUAACCAAUGUAAAUAUGUAACUAAUAACCUGUUUAAAUGUAUGUAAUCCACAGCUAUAGAUUUAUAUUGCAGAUGAUGCCUUUUAGAUAUUUAAUCUAAUUAUUGUUAAUAAAAGUGCUAUGGCGUA
Messenger RNA from Coregonus clupeaformis (lake whitefish), 5004 nucleotides. Its product is annotated as rho guanine nucleotide exchange factor 26-like. The transcript is spliced from 15 exons. Gene Ontology annotation, biological process: activation of GTPase activity. The coding region runs from base 540 to 3308 and encodes 922 amino acids. Lineage: Eukaryota; Metazoa; Chordata; Actinopteri; Salmoniformes; Salmonidae. The record is from RefSeq and is a predicted model, not a curated record. Gene Ontology annotation, molecular function: guanyl-nucleotide exchange factor activity; protein binding.